UGUAUUUUAUUGUAUAUAUCUAAAGAAAUUUAUUAAUUAUGGAACCGCCAACCGCGCCGGCCAGAGUUGUUAAGGUCUUGGGUCGAGUUGGGGCGAGGGGUCUAUUAACGGAGGUUCGUGUGGAGCUGUUAACAUUCCCGCGCAUGCAAUUGCUCAAAGCAGUCAAAGGUCCCGUUCGUUUGGGUGAUAUUAUCGAUAUUAAAGAUGAAUUACAGGAUGUUUGGCUUCCCAAGUAGUAAUCAAUCAAUUAUAAAUAUUAGUUAACAAAAUUUAGAAAGUCAAUAAAAUUCAAAAUUCCUACAAAUUUGGCGCUUUUACUUUUCACAAAACAGUUGGCAGCACGCCAAACUGAGUUGCAUUGUCGCUAAAGCUUGAAACAUUACCGUAUUGUACCGUUACCACUGCUGACUGCUGAAGAAGCUGUAAGCGAAAGCUUUUUCAAACCGGCGCUCAACGCAACUGCGCUGCCCACUCUCUCAGGCCGUCAAAUCCAAACGUAAGCAAGCUACACUCACUUGGCGACGCCACGACUUCGG
Molecule: messenger RNA, 536 nt
Organism: Drosophila navojoa
Lineage: Eukaryota; Metazoa; Arthropoda; Insecta; Diptera; Drosophilidae
Gene: RpS28-like
Product: Ribosomal protein S28-like
Biological process (GO): translation; maturation of SSU-rRNA; ribosomal small subunit assembly
Cellular component (GO): ribosome; cytosolic small ribosomal subunit
Molecular function (GO): structural constituent of ribosome
Source: RefSeq, a predicted model, not a curated record